Oncorhynchus kisutch (coho salmon) is the source of this 3181-nucleotide messenger RNA. RefSeq names its product zinc finger protein 239-like. Gene Ontology annotation, biological process: regulation of transcription by RNA polymerase II. Bases 275 to 1384 code for a protein of 369 amino acids. The transcript has 2 exons. The record is from RefSeq and is a predicted model, not a curated record. Gene Ontology annotation, molecular function: DNA-binding transcription factor activity; RNA polymerase II cis-regulatory region sequence-specific DNA binding. NCBI's taxonomy places the organism in Eukaryota, Metazoa, Chordata, Actinopteri, Salmoniformes, Salmonidae.
GUGGACGGGACGCGUCUUCAACAACAACAACACGGCUACUAUGGAUUUAACUGCCUCGGUAGAUUGCUAGCCAAAAUUUAAACAACUAAAAUAUUAAAGCUCUUUACAUGGUUUCGGUGUAUAUUAACCACUGUAUUUUAAACACACUUUUUUCGUCUUAUCCCGUUUAAAUUAACAUUUACUCUGUUGUUAUUAGUCAGGUAGCCCGGUUUGAUAAAUUGGCCUAGCACUAGGCUAGUCGCUAAUGCUAACUAGCUAGCUAUCAUCCUUGACCAUGAGUUCACUAAACUACUCUCCUCUUGCUAAAGAAGAAGAGGUCUGCUGGACGGAGAAAGAGGGUCUGUGGCUGAAUGUUGUCGUGAAAGAGGAGAAGGAAGAAGAGGAUGUCACAGUAAAACAAGAAGUAGAAGGUGAUGCUGUUACAGUGAAAGAAGAAGAGAAAGACUCGUUCAGAGUGAAAGAGGAGGAUGUUACAGUAAAAGAAGAGGAGAAAGAGAAAGAGGAGGAUGCGGUUUUUGGAGUGAAAGAGGAGAUGACUGUCAUAUCGAAAAAGGAGGAAGAAGAGGAGGAGGAGACAGGAGACCUGAUUAACACCAGAGAGAGACGGGACUAUCUUGGGUCCUCCGGGGAGCCUCAACAACAACAUGAUGCUGACGAGGUUGAGAAGAGUCUCUCCACGUCAGAACACAUCAAGAAACACCCGCAGAGAUUAAUCUAUUCAACAGAACUUAAAAGACAUCAGAGAAUCAAUACAGGAGAAAAACUUCAUAGCUGUGAUCAAUGUGGGAAGAGUUUUGCUAAGGCAGGAGGCCUGGCAACACACCACAGAAUACACACGGGAGAAAAACCUUACCACUGCUCUGACUGUGGAAUGAGCUUUGCUACCUCAAGCCAGCUGAUAAGACAUCAGAAAACACACACAGGAGAAAAGCCUUAUUGCUGUGAUCAGUGUGGGAAGAGAUUCAUUCAAUCAGCGAACCUGACUGUACACAAGAGAAUACACACUGGAGAGAAACCGUACCACUGCUCCAACUGUGCGAAGAGCUUUUCUACUUCAAGCGGAUUGAUAACACACCAGCGAACACACACAGGAGAGAAGCCUUACCACUGCUCUGACUGUGGAAAGAGCUGUACCACCUCAAGUGCACUGAUAUCACACCAGCGUACACACACAGGAGAGAAGCAUUACCACUGCUCUGAUUGCGGGAAGAGUUUUGCUACUUUAAGCAACCUGACACAACACCAGCGAACACACACAGUAGGAAAGCCUCAUAGCUGUGAUCAAUGUGAGAAGAGAUACUCCCAUCUAAUGUCUCUGAUUAAACAUCAGAAAAUACAUGAAGAAGAUACAGACCUAGGUAGAAGAACACAGAGUGUAGAAUGAUCUCCAACACCAGACCUGGGUAGAAGAACACAGAGUGUAGAAUGAUCUCCAACACCAGACCUGGGUAGACGAACACAGAGUGUAGAAUGAUCUCCAACACCAGACCUGGGUAGUAGAACACAGAGUGUAGGAUGAACUCCAACACCAGACCUAGGUAGUAGAACACAGAGUGUGGAAUGACAUCCAACACCAGACCUGGGUAGUAGAACACAUAAUGUGGAAUGAUCUCCAACACCAGACCUGGGUAGUAGAACACAGAGUGUGGAAUGACCUCCAACACCAGACCUGGGUAGUAGAACACAGAGUGUGGAAUGACCUCCAACACCAGACCUGGGUAGUAGAACACUGAGUGUGGAAUGACCUCCAACACCAGACCUGGGUAGUAGAACACUGAGUGUGGAAUGACCUCCAACACCAGACCUGGGUGGUAGAACACAGAGUGUGGAAUGAUAUCUUUGUGAUAACUUUUGAUGCAGCUGGUUCAACUUGUUUCAUCCUUCAGUAUUUCUUAAAUAAUACUAUUGACAGCUCUAAUGUCAAAUGAUCAGAUGUCCUAGUUUGUAAAUGAUCAAACAUUUAUAGAAACAUUUUAUAGAAUAAACAUCAGGGACAUAUGAAAACACCUGUGGAACGCUUCUCGGUUGCCCCGGCAACAAUUCCCAUAACAUGAUGCUGCCACCACUAGACUUGAAAAGAGGGUUUUACUCAGUGUUGUGCUGGAUUGGAUUUUGACCUAAAUUGUCGUUUUUAAUUUCGUCCCAAAAAGUUAUUUCACCAUUAUUUAACUAGGCAAGUCAGUUAAGAACAAAUUCUUAUUUUACAAUGACGGCCUACACCGGCCAAACCCGGACGACGUUGGGCCAAUUGUGUGGCUCCCUAUGGACUGAACCAGCUAACGGAACAUUGAACCAGCUAACAGAACAUUGAACCAGCUAACGGAACAUUGAACCAGCUAACGGAACAUUGAACCAACUAACGGAACAUUGAACCAACUAACGGAACAUUGAAUCAGCUAACGGAACAUUGAACCAACUAACGGAACAUUGAACCAACUAACGGAACAUUGAAUCAGCUAACGGAACAUUGCACCAACUAACGGAACAUUGAACCAACUAACGGAACAUUGAACCAACUAACGGAACAUUGAACCAACUAACGGAACAUUGAACCAACUAACGGAACAUUGAAUCAGCUAACGGAACAUUGCACCAACUAACGGAACAUUGAACCAACUAACGGAACAUUGAACCAACUAACGGAACAUUGAACCAGCUGACGGAACAUUGAACCAACUGACGGAACAUUGAACCAACUAACGGAACAUUGAACCAACUAACGGAACAUUGAACCAACUAACAGAACAUUGAACCAACUAACGGAACAUUGAAUCAGCUAACGGAACAUUGCACCAACUAACGGAACAUUGAACCAACUAACGGAACAUUGAACCAGCUAACAGAACAUUAAACCAACUAACGGAACAUUGAAGCAGCUGACGGAACAUUGAAUCAGCUAACGGAACAUUGAAUCAGCUAACGGAACAUUGCACCAACUAACGGAACAUUGAACCAACUAACAGAACGUUGAACCAGCUAACAGAACGUUGAGUCAGUUUUACAUAUUCCUAAACAUGUACAGUGUUCCAAAUGUCAUAUUGUUGAUAAAUAUGUAGUUCUCUUAUAUUUUAGUUGAAUCUGUAUUUGUUUUAUACAAAUCACACCGUAAUACCUGAGGGUAAUCAUUUUUAUUUUAUUCAAUUGAGUAUUGUAACAAGUAUAAAAAAGCGAAUGUGUUUGA